Molecule: messenger RNA, 2212 nt
Organism: Musa acuminata AAA Group (dessert banana)
Lineage: Eukaryota; Viridiplantae; Streptophyta; Magnoliopsida; Zingiberales; Musaceae
Product: la-related protein 1B-like
Exons: 7
Coding region: 136-1641 (501 amino acids)
Molecular function (GO): RNA binding
Source: RefSeq, a predicted model, not a curated record
ACUCCGUGCAAAGGAGAAUCCCUCUCUUUCUUCGGGUACUCCGUGGAAUCUUUGGAACGAAGACGACCCGAUCCCGUCUCCUUGCCCUCCUGAGUCCGAUCGCCGAAGCUACCUCGAUCGCGGUAACCCUAGCUCAUGGCCUCCUUCCCCUCCACCAACGCCGCCGGCUCCGAUCCCUCGUCUGGCGCCCUUUCCCCACGCGCCGCCCGCCACCCCUGGACUCACGUCGUUGGCGGUGAUCCUGAGGCUUCUGCCACCGUCCCGCCUUCCCCAACCUUCACGCCGCUCCCGCCGCCGGCCGCGGUGAUCCCCUCCGCCGUGUCCUCCGAUCGAUUCCCCCAGAAGCCGCCGCCGGAGGACGUGGUUGCAUCGUCGACAUCGGAAGCCACCGCCGGAGUGAAGAAACCGGUCUGGAAGCGGCCACCCAAUGGCUCGAUCCACAAGGGCGCUGCCGUGAUGGGUGGUGCCGCCUCCUGGCCCGCCCUCGCGGAAUCCGCCAAGGCCGCUUCCAAAUCUCAGCCUUCCGAUGCUUUGAGAAUCCUUUCAGAUGGACCAGUCCCUGUGCCCUCGGUGAGAUUUCCAGAUUUGGGGCUUCUUGUUUCAAAUUCUUCACCUGAGCCAAACCCAAGUCCAACUUCAACCCUAAACUAUGUGACACCUGAACGCCAGAAAUCAAUGAAACGUAGCGGCAGCAGUGGCGGUGGUAGCAGUGGUAUAUCCGCCGAUGGUGGGAUGCCGUUGCUCUCACCACCACCGACUUCAGGACCUAUGCCUAAGAGGAACCUGGAUAAGCAGGCUCCCAUGGAACUCUCACCUCUGGACCAAACUACCAAGAACACCACCAAUUGGGACCAUGGUUCCAGGGGAGGUGGGUUGGGAUCACAGGCCCAUGGUAGUGGCGAUCACCAUAGAGGCUAUGGUCGCAAUCGGAAGUUGAACAAUGGUGGUGGUGCUGGGUCUCACCAGAACAACUCUGGCAAGCGCUAUGAUGGAUAUCAUAGGAAUGCUGGUGGCAGAGAUGUCCACAUUCAGCAACAGGGUGCCCGGCCCCACCUCCGGUUACCUGUGCCGCCUGUGGCAGCCCCACUCCUCAGCCUUCCUCUGCAAGUCCAACCUUUUGGGAACCCCAUGCUAUAUCCUGAUAUGCCUUCUCCUAUCUUUUAUGUUGCCACUCAGCCACCUCCCGGGGUUGUGCCCUUUGUUCCUCAUCCGUCAAUUCCUCCUGCAAUGUUUGUCCCAGCAAUCAAUCCACAGCGUGCAAGUUUGUUGAAUCAGAUAGAUUACUAUUUCAGCUCUAAUAAUUUGUGUAAAGAUGUUUAUUUGCGGCAGAACAUGGAUGAGCAAGGAUGGGUUCCCAUAUCCUUGAUUGCUGGAUUCCCUAGAGUCAGGCAAUUAACAAACAACAUAGACUUUAUACUGGAGACAGUGCGGUCAUCAACUGAAGUGGAAGUACAGGGUGAGAAAAUAAGAAAGCGUAAUGACUGGAUGAAUUGGGUUCUGCCACCAAUUGGACUAGAGGGGACUGCUGACCGGAGUGGCAUGAAUGUACCAAAUGUUAGUGAGGUAUUAUUACUCAGUAGAUCAGCAUAUAGGAACCGGAGUCACGACUUUACAAGUGGCCAUCAAUCAAAAAUGGGAUAAUAUGGAGUAAGACAUUUGAUACAGAUUCAGAUUGGGUCAAAUCUGAUGGAAGUUUCUUCAGGAGUGACAUGCGAUGAGGUACAUACACUCCACAAAUCGAGGAGUGACUUGCAAAAUUACUUAUUGUCUGUAGGGCAUGCCAGAGUUUGAAAGUAUCAUCUCAGGCUGAAGAGAAAAAAGACAUUCGAAAAGAAGUUAAAGAAUUGAGAGGAGAAAGGGAAACAAAAGAAGCUACAUUUAAGGGGUGGUCCCAUACAUGCACAGACGGAGCAGACGGUGAAUUACUCUACUGUUCCUCAGUUAUUUUUGUUUGUGAAACAUUUCUUUCUCGAAGAGGAUCUGAAGUAUUCUCAAUUCUGAGCUCCGAGGAUGGAAGUACGUAGUUCGGAGCUCCUGAGUUGCUUAUUUUACUUUCCCAAUUUGUUUAUUUUCUCCAUUGGAAAGAAAGAUAUUACUCUUCUUUGUUAUUCAUAAAAUUUUGCCACAUAAAUUCUCAGCACGUCUGAGACCAAGACACCGUAUUUCUGAUUCUUAUAGAGCUGUUUGUUGCCUGGUGGAUAUGGUUCAUGGA